UGAGACUGCGCCUCGCAUUUCGUACCCAAUCCCAGCCGAGCCACUCCGCCGCCCCUGCACCCUGUAACGUCAUCCGUCAAGCAUCACGCCCCUCCUCAAGUCGUGAAACCCCAAACUAUCGGACACCAAGAUGACGACCAUCAGCAAGCGAAGAAAGUUUGUGGCCGACGGCGUGUUUUUCGCUGAAUUGUCCGAGUUCUUCACCCGUGAACUUGCCGAAGAAGGUUAUUCCGGCUGUGAAGUUCGAGUUACUCAUGCUCGAACUGAGGUCAUCAUCCGAGCCACCCACACUCAAGAGGUUCUUGGACAGAAAGGCCGUCGGAUUCGAGAAUUGACCAGUCUCGUACAGAAGCGAUUCAAAUUCCCCGAAGGAAGUGUCGAACUUUACGCUGAGAAAGUCCAACAACGUGGGCUCUGCGCUGUUGCCCAAUGUGAAUCGCUUCGAUACAAGCUACUCGGUGGUCUCGCUGUUCGUCGUGCUUGCUACGGUGUCCUUCGAUUCAUCAUGGAGUCGAACGCCAAAGGUUGUGAAGUCGUUGUCUCCGGAAAGUUGCGUGCCGCCCGAGCCAAAUCCAUGAAGUUCACCGAUGGUUUCAUGAUUCACUCCGGUCAACCCAGCGUGGACUUCGUUGACCAGGCUGUCCGACACGUCCUCCUCAGACAGGGUGUCCUUGGUAUUAAAGUCAAAAUCAUGCGAGGUAACGACACCGAAGGUCGUGGUGGUGCUCCACCCAAACCAUUGCCUGACAUGGUCACUAUCUUCGAGCCCAAGGAAGAAGUCAUCGUUCAGAUGCCAGUCUCAGAAAACUCCCGACCUGCGGAGAUCAACCCCGCUUAUGGCGAAGGUGGAAUGGAAGCCGCUCCUGAGAACCAGGAACCCCAAGUCGCCCCUCAAGAACCAGAGGCCGAGGAACUGGGUGGUUACUAAAACCUACACAUGUAACUCAUUCAGCAAUUCAAAUUAACUUUGCCACAUUGUCACCUUGCCGUUUCUAUCUCUUGAGUCUUUGCCAUUCCUAAGUUCUGUUUGCCCACUUAUGGCUUGAAGGCAGUGCUUUCAUCUUUCUGCUUGAGUUUUCGUACCUUGAAAGAAGGUGCCCCCACUUACUAUGACGUGCUGUGGGCCCUGCAAGAUGUGUGCUGGCACUCUCCUGCUCAACUUGCAUGCAAUCAUACAAACUUUUGAGAGAAGUGAAUUAUGUAUUGCAUUCUUUGGGGUUUCUUAUUGGAG
Messenger RNA from Puccinia graminis f. sp. tritici CRL 75-36-700-3, 1231 nucleotides. Its product is annotated as 40S ribosomal protein S3. Gene Ontology annotation, biological process: translation. Gene Ontology annotation, molecular function: RNA binding; structural constituent of ribosome. Lineage: Eukaryota; Fungi; Basidiomycota; Pucciniomycetes; Pucciniales; Pucciniaceae. Gene Ontology annotation, cellular component: nucleus; cytosolic small ribosomal subunit. Bases 131 to 928 code for a protein of 265 amino acids. The transcript has 4 exons. The record is from RefSeq and is a predicted model, not a curated record.